AAGUAGAUAAAACUUUUUAAAUAUUUUUCAGAUGACAACCAAAAAGUCUAGUUGUUUGAUAGUUUGCAGUGGAUCAAUCUCUGGUGUGUCAGCGCAAUCAUUUAUACAUUCGUUUACCCUUAUUCAUUCAGCAUUUAAUGUAUCGAUUGUCACACCAAAUGGCAACCCUAUUGAGUUUACCAACAUUGAUGAUAACAGCAGCAGGUGGUUAAAAGAGUUUAAAUCGAAACCUUUUUCGAUUCCAGCUAAGUUAGAAGAAGUUGAUGCAUCAAGCUUUUCUGCAAUUUUAAUUCCCAGUGGUCUUGGCUGUCUCUAUGAUUUAGCUACAAGUUCAGCUCUUAGUAGCUGCUUAGUUUCAUUUAUGGAUGACAACAAGCCUAUAUGUGCUGUUGGGCAUGGAGUUGCAGGACUAUGCUCGGCCAAAAUGAACAAUGAAUGGUUAUUUAAAGAAUAUUCUCUUACUGCACCAUCAUUGCUGGAAUUAAGUAAUUUGGAUAAUUUUAGUAGUUUUCCUAUUAUUUUGGAAGAUUUUAUUAAAGAUAAUGAUGCUUGUUACAGUAAAAGCAAGCCAAACUGUACGCAUGUUAUAAUUGAUAGGUGCCUUAUAACAGGACAGAACGAUUCAUCAACACUUUCUGCAGUACAAAACUUAAUAUUAUUAUGUAAUGCGCGCCAGGGAAAAGGAAAAUAGUUCUAUGCUUUUUUAUUA
Hydra vulgaris (swiftwater hydra) is the source of this 709-nucleotide messenger RNA. Its product is annotated as glutamine amidotransferase-like class 1 domain-containing protein 1. Gene Ontology annotation, molecular function: glyoxalase III activity. Lineage: Eukaryota; Metazoa; Cnidaria; Hydrozoa; Anthoathecata; Hydridae. The record is from RefSeq and is a predicted model, not a curated record. Gene Ontology annotation, cellular component: cytoplasm.